Salvia splendens (bonfire salvia) is the source of this 625-nucleotide messenger RNA. RefSeq names its product copper transport protein ATX1. Lineage: Eukaryota; Viridiplantae; Streptophyta; Magnoliopsida; Lamiales; Lamiaceae. Bases 128 to 361 code for a protein of 77 amino acids. Gene Ontology annotation, molecular function: metal ion binding. The record is from RefSeq and is a predicted model, not a curated record. The transcript is spliced from 3 exons.
AUUAUAAUUAAAUUUUUGUCAUUACUUUCAAUAUCGCUAUCCGGUCUUGGCCUCAUUUCGAAUUUUCUUCCCAUUAUCAUAUCAUCAAUCCCAAUAGUUCUAGCUCGGCUUCAAUAACACUAUCGUCAUGUCUCAGACAGUUGAGCUUAAGGUUGCCAUGUCAUGUCAAGGCUGUGUCGGAGCAGUGAAGAGGGUUCUUGGGAAGACGGAAGGUGUUGAGUCAUUCGACAUUGAUUUGGAGAGUCAAAAGGUGACCGUGAAAACCAAUAUCCCACCCGAAACUGUUCUUCAGGCUGUUUCGAAGACUGGGAAGGCAACCUCGUUCUGGGAGGCGGGCGAGCCAGGAUCGAAGUCCACAUAGGCGUGUUGCAAGGGUUGGACAACAUGGGAAUAUUAUGUUUUUGAGCACAUUUAAGUCAUAAGUAGAAUCUUCUUGCAACCAUGGGAAUACCUUCAUUUUCUUGUAUGUAAAGAUUAUAUUUGUCUCUUUAAUUUAAUUCAUGCAAGGACAACGUCAAACAACCGAUGGCUGGACAUAUGCCUAAUUUGGGGAUGUGAUUAUAUGUUGAAAUUGAAUAAAUUUAUUUGGUAGUAUUGAAUACGAUAUGUUUAUGGAUUUGAGAUA